Molecule: messenger RNA, 1386 nt
Organism: Oncorhynchus gorbuscha (pink salmon)
Lineage: Eukaryota; Metazoa; Chordata; Actinopteri; Salmoniformes; Salmonidae
Product: gastrula zinc finger protein xLCGF3.1-like
Exons: 2
Coding region: 238-1260 (340 amino acids)
Cellular component (GO): nucleus
Source: RefSeq, a predicted model, not a curated record
GAGGAGGUGGAGGAGAGAGCAUUCAAAGAGGUGGAGGAGGAGAGAGCUGUCAAUGAAGAAGAGGAGAACAGGGAAGUGUCUGCUCCAGACCUAGAGGAGGAAGAGGAGGAAGUAGAUAGUAUCACUAACCCAGGAGAGAUCUCCAACCCAGGUUCAGACAGUGAGCCCAGUUCCACAGCAUCAGGAAACCAUAAACAACACAGACGGAAGAACUCAAGACAGAAACAUCACCACUGCAUGGACUGCUUCACUAGUUUCUAUGAUCCAGAGGAGUUGAGAAGGCACACUUGUAGGCCAAGACCCUGCACAGACUGUAGAGACUGUUUUACUUGUCCAACUCACCCCAAAUCUCCCCAUCAGAUUCACAAAAGAAAGAAGCAUCACCCGUAUGGUCAAUGUGCGGAGAGAUUUCAGACCCCGAGCACUUUGAAGAGGCACCAGCUCAUUCACACAGGAAAGAAGUCGUACCACUGUCGUGUAGACACCGUAAAGGCUCACCAGAGAAUACACACAGGGGAGAAGCCUUUCCACUGCUCCUUGUGUGGGAAGACUUUUUGUUGGUCAAUACAUUUGAAGAGACACCAGAAAAUACAUACAGAAGAUAAGCCUUUCCACUGCUCCCAAUGUGGGAAGAGUUUUAAUCAGUUAUCAAAUUUAACGAAACACCAACAAACUCACACAAGAGAGAAACCUUUUCACUGCUCCCAGUGUGGGAAGAGUUUCAGUCUGUCAUCAUAUCUGAAGAAGCACCAAAUAACUCACACAGAAGAGAAACCGUUCAGCUGUGAUCAUUGUGGGAAGAGUUUUAAAUUGGAAGGAAGCCUUAAGAGUCAUCAGAGAAUGCAUAGUGGAGAGAAGCCCCACCAUUGCUCCCAAUGUGGUAAGAGCUUCGGUCAGGCAGGAGACUUAAAGAGACAUCAGAGAAUACAUAGUGGAGAGAAGCCAUACCACUGCGCUCAAUGUGGAAAAAGCUUCGGUCGGUUAAAUGUCCUAAAGCAACAUCAGAGAGGACACACAGGGGAGAAUCCUUUCCACUGCUCCCAAUGUGGGAAGAGCUUCAGCGAGAAAGGAAAUCUAAAGCAACACCAGAGAAUACACACGGGAGAGAAGCCAUACAGCUGUGAUCAGUGCGGGACUUGUUUUAAAUGGAAAGAAAUGCUGAAAGAACAUCAAGAAGCAAUUCACAGUGCAGUGCCCAACACUGACCUUAUAAUGGAGCUGCCAAGCUGGGCAUCUACAUAUCUGACUAAUAUUGACUGACUGUUUUUGUAAUUAUUCUGUUAAACCUUUUUUUUACAUUUACAGUGGGGAGAACAAGUAUUUGAUAACCUGCAAAAUCGACAGUGUUUCUUACUUACAAAGCAUGUAGAGGUCUGGCAUUUUUAU